Saccharomyces eubayanus is the source of this 912-nucleotide messenger RNA. RefSeq names its product ribosome biosynthesis protein MAK16 (gene MAK16). Bases 1 to 912 code for a protein of 303 amino acids. Gene Ontology annotation, cellular component: nucleolus; preribosome, large subunit precursor. Gene Ontology annotation, biological process: maturation of LSU-rRNA; maturation of 5.8S rRNA. Lineage: Eukaryota; Fungi; Ascomycota; Saccharomycetes; Saccharomycetales; Saccharomycetaceae. The transcript has a single exon. The record is from RefSeq and is a predicted model, not a curated record.
AUGUCUGACGAAAUUGUUUGGCAAGUGAUCAACCAGAGCUUCUGCUCCCAUAGAAUCAAGACACCUAGUGGUCAAACUUUCUGUAGAAAUGAGUAUAACGUCACCGGGUUGUGUACCAGACAGUCAUGCCCGUUAGCCAACUCCAAGUAUGCAACAGUAAAGAAUGAUAACGGGAAGUUGUACCUGUAUAUGAAGACGCCAGAGAGAGCACAUACCCCUGCCAAAUUGUGGGAAAGAAUCAAACUAUCCAAGAAUUAUUCCAAGGCCUUACAACAGAUCGACGAACAUCUACUGCAUUGGAGUAAGUUUUUCCGUCACAAGUGUAAGCAAAGAUUUACCAAGUUGACGCAGGUCAUGAUAACGGAGAGACGUUUGGCGCUAAGGGAAGAUGAAAGGCAUUACGUUGGUGUGGCACCAAAGGUCAAGAGAAGAGAAGAGAACAGAGAAAGAAAGGCAUUGGUGGCUGCCAAGAUCGAAAAGGCAAUUGAAAAGGAAUUGAUGGACAGAUUGAAGAGUGGUGCUUACGGUGACAAGCCAUUGAACGUGGACGAAAAGGUCUGGAAAAAGAUAAUGGGUCAAAUGGAAGAAGAAAACGACCAAGACGAGGAAGAAGACUGGGACGAAGAAGAAGAAGAGAGCGACGACGGUGAGGUCGAAUACGUGGAAGACGACGGUGAAGGUGAAUACGUCGACGUGAACGAUCUAGAAAAAUGGUUAGCCGAUUCUGAUAAAGAAGCAUCAAGUGCCAGUGAAAGCGAAAGCGAUAGCGAUAGCGACAGUGACGAUGAAGACAAGGAUAGCUCCAAGAGACGUAAGAAGACCGCUAGCGCUAAGGCUAAACGUCCAAAGGUCGAAAUCGAAUACGAAGAGGAGCACGAACUUCAAAAUGCUGAACAAGAAGUGGCCCAAUAA